AUGAAGAAACCGAACCGGGUCAAUCCCACUGGCCAGGACAACCCAGGAUUGGAGAUGGAGAUGACUGACACUGUAGCCAACAUGUCAGUUCGGUCACUGGCCCCUCAGACCUCCAGGACCUCCGUGUCUCAGGCUGUGAGGUCAGCAGCCCAGUGUGCAUCGUACACCUGUAGCCGCUGGAAACGAGCUGCACGCCAGUGUAUGAGAAAAAAAUCUACAGGGGAGUUCUUAGACAGCAAAUACAAAGGCUUGGCUUGGGAUAAAGAUUGUGUGGAUGGUGACAAGAGCCAGGACCCUAACAGAAGACUACUGGACCAUUUCAGAGUAUUGGCUGUCAAUGACCAGGACACUGAUGAGGUAGACCUUCAGUAUCUGGACAGUGUGAUCUGUGACGGAGCUGAUCCCAACACUGUGGACAGAUAUGGACAAACUGCCCUGCACGAGAUUUCGAGGGCCUGGAAUGUGGAUGUGAUGCGUUUCUUCCUCGAGAGAGGGGCUGAUAUCCAGCAUCCUGACUCAUAUGGGGUCACUCCCCUGCAUGUCGCCGCAGCCCUGGACUACGAGGACAUGAUCUACUUCCUGUUGGAGAGGAAAGCUGACAUAGGGGCCCGAACCACCCAGGACCAACAGACACCGCUGCACUACGCUGCCAAGAACGAUGCUGUGGGGGCAAUCCGACUGCUGCUGCAGCAUGGAGCAGACCUCUGUGCCCGUGACUAUAAACAGAGGACAGCUCUACAACUGGCUGCUAACCUAGACCGAAGUGAAGCAGCGAGGACUCUCGUGGAGCUGGGAGCAGAUGCUGGUGUGAUGGACUCCGACGGACAGCUCUGUAUCAGUGCCAUGAUCGUCCGGAUGACCCCAGUGGCUAAUGUAGCAAUGAACCAGUUCCAUGUGACGGACCGCAUGACCCGCCAGCAAUUCUACCACCUCCACCUGCUGGAGCCUGAACCGCCCUGCAAACCGAAUCCAACGGCCACAGGAUCAACAGAGAUUGCCACCAGAGAGCCUUCCUCGCCACUGGAGUUUAUAGUUCACCAGGGGAAGCUGGACCUGAUUAUGCACCCUGUGGUUCUAAAGCUCAUCGAUGUCAAGUGGAAACUUUACGGAAGGUUAGGAGCUUGGAUCCUCCUCCUCCUGAAUUUCUUCUUCAUCGUUGCCUGGACAACCGUGGCCAUUUCUGUGUCUGUUACCCAUGGGGACCAGACCUACAUGUUUCCUGAGGACUGGUGGCGUGUGCUAGUGGUGGUGGUGGCGCUGGUGCUGACCAUCGAGGAGGUGGGUAGGGAGGUAGUGGAGUUGCUACGCUCCCGAAGGAAGCUGCGGAGGUGGCAGAGGUGGGCUCGACGUCGCAUUGAAGAAGACAUCCGCUGCAUGCACCCAAUGUGGCCAGAGGAGAAACUUUUCCUCGAAGAGCAGAAGAAAUACAUACUUAGUAUGAAAGCCAACUACUCAAAAGACCUCUGGAACAUAUUUGAUUGGUUGGUGUACACUCUACUAAUCACGGUGUUUGGAAUCCACGUGGCAGACAUCUUCCUGGUGUCUGACACUCUGAGAGCCGUCAGCCUCCGUCUCUUCGCUGUGGUCAUCAUUUUCCUCUGGCUCCGACUAAUGAAGCAUGUGAGAGCGUUCAGGGUGAUGGGGCCUUUCAUCGUCAUGCUGGGCAAGAUUGUGGGGGAUGUGCUCCGUUUUCUCUUCCUCUACGCAGAGAUCUUCAUCCCUUACGCCUGCGCCUUCUGGAUCAUCUUUGGAGGCCUUGCAUCGGUGCCCAGUAUGAAAACAGUGCCCCAGCUCCUGUACAGCCUCUAUCGCAUCACCCUUGUGGAUGAGUAUGAGUUUGAUGCCAUGGUGCAGGUAGACUCCAUCAUGGCCCACCUCCUCUGUGGCACCUUCCUGGCCUUGUCCUCCAUCUUAUGUGUCAACUUGAUGAUUGCCCUGCUGUCAGACACCUUUCAAAGGGUGUAUGACAAUGCACUGGCCAAUGCUGUGAUGCAGCAAGCAGCUAUCAUCUUGCAAGUAGAGGAGUCUAUGCCCCACCUCCGUCGUUUCUAUGACAACCAGCACAUCCACCGGCACUGUGCUCCUCUGGGGGAGUUCUACGACGAUGACAUCAGCACCGACCCAGGACAACAUGAGGAGAUGAAGACUCUCACUGCUAAAAUCAAGGAAACCCUGGAUGAGUAUAUUAACAUCCAAAAGAAUGCCAAUACCGUAGAUCAAGGAAAGCCUAAUGAAGAUGGCAGAGACUCAAGAGGGAGGCGCUCUCCAUCCCCUAUUGAUGCACAAGGGGAACAGCUCCACACACUGCAGAGGCUCCAGACCCAGCAGAACCAGGACCUCAGUGCCCUCAGGGCUGACAUGAAGGAGCUGCAGACCCUAAUCCAGCUUCUGGUCCAGUCCAAGUCCAGCUCAUGUGAGAGUUGUGGUUCAAAGGAACAAUGCAGAGAUUGUGUUGGAUCCGAAACAGCAAAGGAAGUUAAGGACUAAUCACAGAGUCCUUCAGAAGAUCAACAGUUUGAAGACUCCUCAGUGCAAAAUACCACAGGACCAAUGCAUAAGGAUAAGACCGUUUAACAUCUUUCAGUUUGACCCCUAUUUAUAGUGUUUUAUCGUGGGAUUAUACCAUUUACUACACAACUCUAUGAUGUGUAGAAUACCUGUCAGAACUAAAUAAAUGAUUUGUCCUUUUACUGUUAUCCUAUAUUAUAGCAAAACAAUCAAAUAGUAUGUCUUUGAUGAAUUCAAAGUAUCCAAUAUCUCAUAAUCUCAUGACUGUGUCAUGAUUGUGUCGUGUAAAUAAAAAAUGUGAAGCACGUUUUUCGU
Messenger RNA from Osmerus eperlanus (European smelt), 2823 nucleotides. Its product is annotated as transient receptor potential channel pyrexia. The transcript is spliced from 21 exons. Lineage: Eukaryota; Metazoa; Chordata; Actinopteri; Osmeriformes; Osmeridae. Gene Ontology annotation, cellular component: plasma membrane. Gene Ontology annotation, molecular function: protein binding; calcium channel activity. Gene Ontology annotation, biological process: calcium ion import across plasma membrane. The record is from RefSeq and is a predicted model, not a curated record. The coding region runs from base 1 to 2487 and encodes 828 amino acids.